This is a messenger RNA of Hypomesus transpacificus, 3523 nucleotides long. RefSeq names its product zinc finger CCCH-type containing 12Ab (gene zc3h12ab). Bases 392 to 2287 code for a protein of 631 amino acids. The record is from RefSeq and is a predicted model, not a curated record. Gene Ontology annotation, biological process: 3'-UTR-mediated mRNA destabilization; nuclear-transcribed mRNA catabolic process, RNase MRP-dependent. NCBI's taxonomy places the organism in Eukaryota, Metazoa, Chordata, Actinopteri, Osmeriformes, Osmeridae. Gene Ontology annotation, molecular function: RNA endonuclease activity; mRNA binding; metal ion binding. Gene Ontology annotation, cellular component: cytoplasmic ribonucleoprotein granule; nucleus. The transcript is spliced from 7 exons.
AAGGUUUGGGAAAGGCUGACCUAGAGGUAAAUCUGUGACGUCAGAAAGUGUUGUGUACUGUUGCCGUAGUCUUUGGCGUGGCAGCUUGGCAGGCAGUAUGCAUAAGGUCGGCCAAGUGAGAGAGGGAGUUGCCCCGUGCAGUUUUAUUUUAACAUUCUUCUAUCAGUCGUAUGAGAAGACAGGAACAACCAGCCGCCAGAGUUUGAUUCAACGACCGGUGGGUAGUUUCGCAUAAGCAGGCUAGUCAGUAAGUUAAUACAGAUCGAUUGAGAGCUGCAAACUUGGUGGUGUCUGGAAGGUUAACAGUUGGUUAAAGUACAAGGCAAGUCUGCUACAACAGGCUACAUCACGCACAUGAGAGACAGGACGCUGCUUCCCAGAGGAGGGUUAUAUGAAUGUUGAUGUCAGCAUCCACAGAGACAACACGGCUCCAUGGGCCUCUCUACCUGUCCGGAACCCCACCCGUUGUAUCCGAGAGAGAAUGAAACCCAAUGAGAACGGCCUCGCCAACGCCCCCACGGACAUAAAGCCCCCGACAGACUCUAUAGAAGCCCAGCUAGACCUCUUCCGCAAGCUAGGCUACUCCCCGGCACAGGUGUGCUCAGUGCUUCUGAAGCUUGGCGCUAACCCGGACAUCAACAUGAUCCUCGGUGAGCUUGUACAGAGCGGAGCCAGCCCAGACGGGAGUGAGCCACUCCUGACACUGACUGGCCCUCCAUCUCAGGCAAACAGCCCAGCCAAGACCCCCAGCAGCCAGCCAGCCAGCCCGGCUUCCAGCCACAAGGAGCCCUGCGACAAGGGAGAUGCCCUACGACCUAUUGUAAUAGACGGCAGCAACGUAGCCAUGAGCCAUGGGAACAAGGAAGUGUUCUCUUGUCUGGGGAUCCAGCUGGCGGUUAACUUCUUCCUGUUCAGAGGCCACUCUGACAUCAAGGUGUUUGUUCCAUCAUGGAGGAAGGAGCAGCCCAGGCCAGAUGUCCCCAUUACAGAUCAAUCAAUCCUGCGCGAGCUGGAGAGGAAAAAGAUCCUGGUGUUCACGCCGUCGCGGCGCGUCGCCGGGAAACGGGUGGUCUGCUACGAUGAUCGCUUCAUCGUCAAGCUGGCCUACGACUCCAAUGGCAUCAUCGUGUCCAACGACACGUACCGCGACCUGCAGGGGGAGAAGCAGGAGUGGAAGCAGUUUAUAGAGGAACGCCUGCUCAUGUUCUCCUUCGUCAACGACAAGUUCAUGCCCCCUGAUGACCCCCUGGGACGCCAUGGGCCUACUCUGGACAACUUCCUCAGGAAAGUUCCUGUGUUGGCACGGAAACAGCAGUGUCCCUAUGGGAAAAAAUGCACUUACGGUAUGAAGUGUAAAUUCUACCACCCAGAGCGAGCUAACCAGUCCAGACGGUCUCUGGCUGACGAGCUGAGAGAUAAGGCCAGGGUAUCCUCCCCUGGGCAGACGACUGCAGGGCCUGGGCCGGGCACUGGGCUGUCUCUGGAGGAGGGCGUUACUCUGGAACAGAGUCCAGACUCCUUCAAGAAAGACCACACCAAUGAAAAUGUGGUUCUUGUGAAAGGAAACCAUCGCUCCAACAGGAAACCUGGUUCUAGGAGAGAGAGAUCCGGCCCGCAGGCCCAGGCUGAGCUGGACGCCGGUGGCCCCCAGGACUGUCUGGACUCUGGGCUGGGCUCCUUCGAGAGCCAGGUGUCCUGGGAGCACUGCGAGCGCAGUGGGGCUAGCUACCACAGCCUGCGGUCCUGUUCCAGUGGAAGGCAGCCCUACCGCUUCCCAACCAGCCCAGCCUGCAGCUGCCCUGUCAGCCUGGGGAGCAGUGCAGCGUUCCAGCCCCACAUCCAGCCGUACCAAAGCAGGGGACCUGCUGCUCCCUACAGCCCAGAUGUGACCUACUGUCCCCCUCAGCACACCCCUUACAAGGCCCCCGGGUAUCCAGGUGGCAUGCACACAUACAGCCACCCAAACAACUUUCAGCUCAACCCCCCCCCACAGCAGGCCUAUUGGUCUGACCCGAAUGGUGCCUACCCCCGAGCCAUUGGCGGCUCUGUUGGGGAGCAGGCAGCCUGGGGGCCGCCCUACAACAGCCAGCCCAGUCCUGCCAGGGAGGAGAGAAGCAGGGGGGCACCCCCUAACCCCCCCUGGGAGGACAGGAUGGCUGUCAAGAAGAAGCUUCUGGCCAUUUUUAACGGACAUCUUGUGAACAGAGUCAUGGACAUGUUCCCUCAGUUGAUGGACCCUCAGAAGCUAGCUGCUGAGAUCCUCUCCCUGCAGUCUCAGGGCCUGUAACAGCUGAGACCCUCUCCCUGCAGUCUCAGGGCCUGUAACAGCUGAGAUCCUCUCCCUGCAGUCUCAGGGCCUGUAACAGCUGAGACCCUCUCCCUCCCUGCAGUCUCAGGGCCUGUAACAGCUGAGACCCUCUCCCUCCCUGCAGUCUCAGGGCCUGUAACAGCUGAGACCCUCUCCCUGCAGUCUCAGGGCCUGUAACAGCUGAGAUCCUCUCCCUGCAGUCUCAGGGCCUGUAACAGCUGAGACCCUCUCCCUGCAGUCUCAGGGCCUGUAACAGCUGAGACCCUCUCCCUGCAGUCUUUUUGCUGUAACAGAGUCCGUGAGAACUACAGAAAUCCAGCUUUCUUUCAGUUGAAAGAAUUACUACUUUAAAGACGACAGAAUUUGAAAAUAAUCUUCUUGCCAAACUUUUUUUGGACCAGGAACUAGUUUAAAAACUGCCUUAAUGAAGAUGUAAAAUCUGUGGCAGUGGAUUGUUGAUGCAAAUUGUGUCCUUUUCUACAUGUUUAUUGAAAACGUUGUGUAAUUAUGGUCAUUAGUAUUAUUGAAAUUCUUAGCAAAGGUCACCAAGGUUGUCCUUGUUGAAAUAUUUAAUAAUGUGGUGUUUAAUUGGCACUGUGUGCCUUUCCAAAGCUCACUACCUGGUCAGGUAUGACACAGUAAAAGCCCUGAGGGUCAGAAGGGCUCAUUUAUAACUUUAUUAAAGUAUGAAACAUGUGUUUUAAGCACUUAAAAGGUUUCGUCAAGGUUGGAAUUCUAAACAACUUGUCUAGUGGUGAGUACAUGUGGUUUGAAGUACAGCUACACGUACUACAAUAGGUAAAAGGUUGCCUUGUUUCUUAGUCAGUGCAGAAAUACAGUUUGGGUUGUGUGGUAGAGUUGUGGUGUCUAACCUAAGUUUUUACUAAAUGUUUCACUGUUGUGUUGUUUAAUAAUAUACUGCAAAACCACAGUAUUGUGUUGGUUUAUGAUGGUAAGGAAAAUAUGUAAUAGUUCUUAUUGAUGUUGUCAAAAACAUUUGUUCAGUAGGACACAACUAACUGUCAGCAGUUUAUGGCAUAAGUUAUACCUACAAAAUGUUACCUGCAUAAAUGAACAGUACACUCACAGCACCAGUACAGACCUGUGUAGACCGCCAAACCUGGGCAGACUGCCAAACCUGGGCAGACCGCCAAACCUGGGCAGACCGCCACACACCUAUGCAAACACAAAAAAUCUCUACCAUUGAGUGUGAUU